Miscanthus lutarioriparius is the source of this 2154-nucleotide messenger RNA. The record is from the annotation of a GenBank genome assembly. Lineage: Eukaryota; Viridiplantae; Streptophyta; Magnoliopsida; Poales; Poaceae.
AUGGCGUUGGCGUUCUUCCUCAGCGAGCGCUCACACUGCUGCCACAGCACUGCGCGCUUGAGCGAGCUUCUUGGUCUUCAGGAUUUAUCCUUUAUGCAUGCGGUUGAUAACCUUACUGAGCUCGCGUUUGAUUGGAUUGGCAUGCACAGCACAGGUGCGCUCAUGGGUUCCAAGCAAGUCUACUCCUGCGCCAUCCUCUGCUCCUUCCUUCUCUUCUCGGUGGUGACCUGCAGAGGUGCUGCGACAGAACAUGGAUGGACGCAAUCGGCAACGCUUGAUGUUGAUGCUUCCUGGUGGUUCCGAAGGGAAAUCCCUAAAACGUUAUUUGGACUGUUCUUUGAGGAGAUCAACCAUGCUGGAGCCGGUGGAAUCUGGGAGGAGCUUGUUAGCAACAGAGGUUUUGAAGCUGGAGGGCCCUACAUCCCUUCAAACAUAGACCCAUGGAACAUCAUUGGAGAUGAGUCUUCCAUAUACGUGACGACUGAACCUAUCUCCUGUUUCGCUAGAAAUAUUGUUGCUCUAAGAAUGGAGGUUCUCUGUGACAAGUGCCGAACUGGGGGCGUUGGCAUUUACAACCCAGGAUUCUGGGGCAUGAACAUAGAAGAGGGGAAAACCUAUAAUCUAGUCAUGUAUGUCAGAUCACUAGAACCUGUGGAGUUGACAGCUUCACUCACUUGUUCAAGACCUUCACAUGCAUUGGAAAACCUAGCAUCAGCUUCUAUACAAGAUAAUAACGUGUCAAACUGGACAAGGGUAGAACUGCAACUAUUAGCUCAUGAGACAUGUAGAACUUCACGACUUGAUCUAACAACUUCCAAAAGGGGAGUCAUAUGGUUUGAUCAAGUGUCGCUCAUGCCUUCAGAUACAUACAAGGGCCACGGUUUUCGUAAGGAGCUCAUACAUAUGCUUCUGGAUUUGAAACCACGAUUCCUACGUUUUCCUGGGGGUUGCUUUGUUGAAGGCGACCGGUUAAGAAAUGCUUUCAGAUGGAAGGAAACUAUUGGACAAUGGGAAGAGAGACCUGGACACUAUGGAGACAUUUGGAAUUACUGGACCGAUGAUGGCCUUGGAUAUUUUGAGUUUCUUCAGCUUGCAGAAGACUUGGGUGCUGCCCCUAUCUGGGUCUUUAAUGCUGGAAUUAGCCACAGUGAGGGAGUUGACACCACUAGUAUUGCACCUUUUGUCAAGGAUGUACUGGAUAGUCUUGAGUUUGCCACGGGGAGUGCAGAGUCAACUUGGGGCUCUGUAAGAGCUGAGAUGGGGCAUCCAGAACCUUUCCCACUGAAGUAUGUCGCGAUUGGGAAUGAAGACUGUUACAAGGAAUUUUACGAAGGAAACUACCUCAAAUUUUAUAAAGCUAUAAGAAAAGCCUACCCAGGCAUUCAAAUUAUUUCAAACUGCGAUGGCUCAUCUCGGCCACUUCACCAUCCUGCAGAUCUGUAUGAUGUCCAUAUUUACAGUAAUGCUUCUUAUCUUUUCAAAAUGAAAAGCAUGUUUGACAGGACAUCACGUAAAGGGCCUAAGGUGUUUGUCAGUGAAUAUGCAGUUACCGAACCGAAGGAUGCUGGUAACGGAAGUCUCCUUGCUUCACUGGCAGAGGCUGCAUUCCUCAUAGGAGUAGAAAAGAACAGUGACAUCGUCCAGAUGGCAUGUUACGCCCCACUCUUCGUCAAUAACAACCAACCUGGCUGGAAAUGGAUCCCAGACGCGAUAGUCUUCAACUCGUGGCAACGGUACGGAACUCCGAGUUACUGGAUGCAGACAUUUUUCCGCGAAUCAAGCGGUGCUGAGUUUCAUCCAGUUAAAAUCACAUCCAGAUACUCCAAUUCAUUGGCAGCAUCUGCAAUUAUCUGGAGGGACACUGACAAUAGCUUCCUGAGGGUAAAGAUCGUAAACUUUGGACCUCAUGCUGUGAACCUGACAAUACGUGCACAUCAACUUCGAACCACUGUCGAUGCAAGGGGAUCAAGAGUCACUGUUCUGACAUCUAGCGAUGUGAAGCAUGAAAACUCGUUCAGAAACCCACGUAAUGUGGUGCCGGUUACCAGAGGGUUGCCUAAUGCAGGAGAAGAGAUGCAGGCCUUGCUUGCUCCUUACUCGUUUACUUCUUUCGACUUAGCUCUGGAGGAAUACGUACGUGUGGCAGAGAUGUGA